AUGGUGCCUGUGGCCACCGUGCUAACGUUGCUUGCGUUGUGGGCGGCAGCCCUCCCAGUCCGAGCUGAUGAGAAGUACUGCCUCUUAACAAGCCCCAACACAACAUAUGGGCUCAAUCCCGAUGCUUGUGAGGAAUGCCCCGAGAAUGCCACGACUGAGCCUAAAGGGGAGUUUCGGGAAUGUGUUUGUGGCAAAUUCGAGAAUGCUACCAACAACGAGGCCGAGGAGUGUCGGCAGACCGUGUCGUUUUGCGCGGCAGGCCAAUACGAGCAUGAGGCCCCAACGGUAUCAACGGAUCGUGUUUGCUCCGAAUGCCUCAACGGUACAUACCAGGCUGCUUCAAAUGACGCUAUCGGUGCCUGUUCAAAUUGGACUUUGUGUUUGCCUGGCCAAUUUGUGAGCCGCCCGGGAUCGACAUCACAAGAUCGCGUCUGCGAGCAGUGUCCCGCCAACGAGUAUCAAUCAGAUUAUAACGCAGAACAUUGCAAAUCGUGCCCAAAAGGUUUUAAUUCAACUGUGGGAGCUGAGGCUUGCAAGGGCAAGCCUGGAGUAUAUUUCUUGAAUUUUAGCACGGUGGAUGCGAGCAAUAACGCGGCCUGGUUGGUCGUGACCGUCAAGAUAACAGACCCAAUCAAACCCCGGCUUGAGCUUCUGGGUGACAAUCCCUGGGUGCAAGAAGCGGCUGUAACAGGCAUCCAGGAUCCCGGUGCCGCAGUGAAGGAUUCAUCCGAAUCAAACCUCAAAGACGACUGGAGCAGUAACUUCACGGCAAUCAACCUUCUGCAACCAGGAAACUAUUCAGUGACGUACAAGCAGACGGGAUCUGAUCGGCAGGGCCUCAGCGCCGAUCCCGUGACUCGACUCGUGAUGCUAAGGGACACGAUUGCACCGACCAUCAAACUGGCGCCCAACGUGAAUCGCCCAGACCGUCAAUGGAGGGACACGGCUCAAGAUAUCAUUUUCUUGCAGGCCACCUUUCCCUUUGAUGAGCCUGGCUAUUCAGCUUUUGACGCUGUUAAUGGCUGGCUGAACUCCACGGUCACAGUCACCAACCCGAUCCAGUCGUGCAACCUGCUUCAGAAGUGUGCAAUCAACUACACCGUACCGGAUGCGGCGAGAAAUGUGGGCCAUGCCCGUCGCCUAAUAUCGAUUGUCGAUACCCUUCCACCAAACAUCAACAUGCACGGGCCAUCUGUUGUUGCUUUAGAGGCAGGCGCAGUCUAUGAUGACCUCGGAGCGACGGCCCAUGACUUGCUGAAGGGCAAUGUCGCUGUCGACAGCUCACCCAAAAUCAUCAAAGCGCCUGAUCCGGACACGCCACUGCCCUUCAAUGUGACACAAACCUACAGCGCUACAGACGAUUACGACAACGUCGCAACCGUACAGCGUGUCGUGCAGGUGGUAGACACGACGGCACCAACCAUCAAGCUUAAUGCAAUGCGCACACUUGAGGCCGGGCAUGACUAUGUGCUGCCCUUUGGCGACUGGAUCAACGUGACGGACAACUAUCUCUUCAAUGUGCAUGAGCGCGUCAUUGACAACGUGUCACAUGCUCCCCGCAUGCACAUCAUCACGCCGCUGGAGGUAACUGUGUUGAUCGAGUGCACGGACAAUAACGGAAACACGGCGCGAAGCUUGACGACGGUGACGCUCGUAGACACCACGCCGCCGGUCAUUACAGCCCCCGACAUCUUUCUAGAGGGUGGUACGGCAACAGAAGCCCCGUACCCAAAUAUUUCUGCCAUUGAUCUGGUGGACGGAGACCUCACAGCCAAUCUGGAAACGACGCUGGUUGCGGCAAACAUUUCAUCAGAGCCAGCGCCACAUGUCUGUGGCAUUGGUGCUAGCCGGCAGACGGACCCGGCAUCCCGUGCCUUCCAGGCAGCUCGCUGCUUUUCGAGCGCCGCUGCAGUGGUCUCAACAGCACCGGCAGGUUCAGUCUUCCUACUGAGGCAUCAUAGUCAAGAUGCGGUAGGUAAUGUUCGGCUGCAGACGCGUCGCGUGACCAUUCGGGACCAAUUGCCGCCCAGGCUGGACAUCAAGGGUUCCCUCGCCACGACAGUUGAAUAUCAGACCACCGGUACGCUCCUCUUUGCCGACGCAGGCACCAAUGCGACAGAUGCCCUGGAUGGAGAUAUCGCCAGCUGGGUAUGUGUGUCAGUGGAGCGCUACAGACCUUCGGGAAUGAGCAUGCCAGGCAGCGGUGGACAGACUGACACAAGUGAAGAGCCAGCCACAUUGACAGAGGUCGUCUUGACACGAGGACAACUGAAUGAGGUGGCGCCUCACAACUGGAGCGACUUUUCCAUCGGCGAGCGGGGCCAACCCCUUGCAACAGGCGGACUGGUCAUGCUUCUCCGCAACGCAACACCCGGUACACUUUACGUUGUGAUUUACAGUGUGCAAGAUGGUGCUGGCCACCAAGCCAGUGCCAGUCGGCAGUAUCUGGUAGUGGACACGGUGGCGCCCACACUUCGGCUUUUGGGUGGCGCGAAAGUCCACAUACCUUUUGGCACGGAGUAUCGCGAGCUUGGGGUAACAGCCAUGGAUACUUCAGAACACCUUCUUCGGGUGCGGGUGGUUGAAGUCAAUGUGAUAAACGUGAGGCGUGCAGCGUCCUAUGUCCUGGAGUACGUGGCACGGGACAGGUACAACAACACUGCGCGAAUACAGCGAACGGUGGUUGUGGACGAUUUUGUGCUGCCAAACUUGGAGGAGCAGGUGGAAUUGCGGGUACGAAGCAGCCGGCCGCCUUCUUUGUUGGACGCAAAUGAAGUGGAGCGGAACUUGCAGGCUUUCUUGCAGCCACUGGGCUUUGUCAGCUUGCUGACAUUGCGCUUGGCUAGCGAUACAGAGGUGCAGUACAAUCAGCUGCCCAGUGUGCGGGCAGCUGUUGCUACUGCGGUCGGGGAUGCCGGGCUUGAGUCUGCGCCCGGUGCAAGGCAUCUCUUGGCCGAGUACAGCUUGGUGAUCAAUUGUGCCGUGCGAAGCAAUGCCACGCUGGCUUAUAUGCCCGCGGCAGCGGUGUUAGCAGCGGUGGGCGAAGAUGAAAGCGCUUGGUCGGGCGCUUUGGGAACGGGGUCACUUGAAGUGCAAAGCGCUCGUGACGCGUCGGCAGACAAGGCUCCCCAGAGUGUCUCUACGGGUCUGGUGGUGGGGAUCUGUGUGACCAUGGUCUGUGUUGUGGCGGCGAUGCUGGUUGUGAUGCGACGCCGGCAGCGACAAUCAGUAGGGCAUCAAUUUAACGGAAAGGCGUCCGAGCCAAGCACGCAAGGCAUGGCAAUGAUUGACGUUGAUGGUAUGUAUACAACAGCACUGGAGCCGAGCAGCGGUCGAACCUCAAUGGGAAGCGGCCGUGCGGGUAUGGUGGCUGCAUUGGCCAGCUAUAAUGCCGGCGAGUCGUCAGCCAUGCACGAAACGACCUUGGAUGGCGAGACGUACGACAACCCACGCUCCCAUCGGCCAGCGCAACAGCAGACGAUCUCUUCCAUGUAUGCAGUUCCAGACGACCCGAGCAUGACAUCCACGUUUGCUUUUGAGACGUAUGACACGCCCAACGCCAUGGAGGACGCAAUCUCCAAUCCAGUCCUGUACGAUCAGCCCAACGCUUCGGAUGCAGGCGUGUAUGUCCCUGACACAUACGAUCAGCCCAACGCUUCGGAUGCAGGCGUGUAUGUCCCUGACACAUACGAUCAGCCCAACGCUUCGAAUGCAGGCGUGUAUGCCCCCGACACAUACGACCAGCCCAACGCUUCGGGUGCAGGCGUGUAUGUCCCCGACACAUACGAUCAGCCCAACGCAACCAGCUCUCUGACACCAGAAACGUACGAUGGGGUAGAUGUCAAGCCUCAGGAAGAGGCCGAGGCCGUGGAUUCGUCUGACACCCCUCCGGUGGCACGGCAAGCUGUUGGUUCGUCCGAGGAACAUUUUGCCGGUUUUGGAAAUGAUCAAGUCGACCCUUCUCUGGCGGACGAGCCAGCACCAACGGCAAGGCUAGCGAAAGUGGAAAAAUCGGUUGGAGCUCUGCCUCCCCGAACUUUGAAGGUACCAGCGGCGCCAGCACCUGGCGCCCAUUUUGAAGAAGCACCCGCGCCUGCUGCGACUUCUGCCAAGAGCGCAGAGGCCGUGCGCGGCCGUGCCAUUUCCAUAGGUAGCAGUGCACCAGCACAGGUAGAAUCGGCCAAGAAUAACCAGGCUGGGCCGCGGGCACUGCGCAGCCACAGUAUUGGGAUAUCAAGCCGUGAGGGCUUGCAGGAGAAGGCCGUGCCUCUGGCUGGCGCACGGCGUCAAGACGGUGGUGCGGUGGGCAUGACUGGAGGUUCGCUGCUGGCGGAGGCGCGAUUGCAUCCCAUGUAUCAUGACCACUGCUCACGUGAGUCAGCAGAAGCUGCCUUGGGCCAUCUUGACGACGGCAGCUUUAUUCUUCGGUACAGUGAGAACACGGCCACUGUGGUGCUGACGGUUCGCAGGCGCAACACUUUUGCGCAUCACAAGUUACGUGUCCUACCGGAGGGAACGGCCUGUAUCAAUGACACGGCCGUGGGGCGCUUCGAUGACUUGAAUGAACUCUUGAUGGUGUUCAGUGAACCAAAUGGUUACAUCGAAGGCGUACUGCGGAUGAGCUUGGAACAUACGCGCCCGGGGGUGGGUGCUUCAGGGGUGGCCAAAUCGGUGUUGGGUGGAAAGCCAGAUCUACGCUCGGGCUCCACCUUGUUGGAUCAACCCUGGUUUCAUGGCGGAAUCGGGCGCCAGGAAAGUGAGGCGCGCCUGCGUGACUUUGGAGAGGAAGGCGCAUUUUUAGUACGGCGGAAGGGGCCCAGCUCCUUUGCGAUUAGCGUACUAACGGACGGCAAAUUGGUGCACCACCUCCUCCGUUUGCGUGGCGAUGUGGUGCAGUUUAACGACUUGGUUGUACCCGGGGUCUCGACAAUCGAGGCUGCAAUUGCGCGGCUGUGCCAGGAUGGGGCGGCUGUGCUUGUUCAUCGCUUGUGCACGCCCUGCCCAGAACCGGACACCAUGGCAUCGGUGGUGCCACCCCCCCAACGGUACAUCAUGCCAGCAGAGGAAGAGAACGGCAAGGCCGUCAAGGAGGAGGUGCAGGAUGGCCCGGAUGCCGUCAGUACCAGCGGACGCCCCAAGCGCCGCGCCUCGCAGCGGGCCAGUUUUCGCGAAGCCGUGGUAGAUGACGAUGACGAAGAUUUCGAGGUCGAUGUAAGCCUUGAAUCCCUGUCCCACCAGACCUGUGCGACUGCACGCACAAAACGCCAUCCCAGCUUAUCUAUGAGUGCCAAUGCCGUUCCGGAGUGCCUGCCAAGCAUAACCUCACAUUGUGACUGUCCACAGGAGAAGCCAAAGAAGCCAGCCAAAAAGGCUGCGGCCAAGAAAUCACCCGCCAAAGGCAAAAAGGCUGCACAACCGGCUGCGAAGCGAGGCAAAGCGGCGGCGCCCAAUGGCAAGGCAGCGAAGCGCAACGGCAAGGCCAUCAAGACUGAGCCAGAGGCCGGAGAGAACAAGCCCAAGCGCAAGAAAGCCAAGAAAGAGCCCGAGGAGGAGGAGGAGAUCCAUCGCUGGUGGGAGGAGGAAGAGCUCCCUGAUGGCCAGAAGUGGCGCACCUUGACGCACCGCGGCCCACUUUUCCCACCCGCAUACGAGCCACUGCCCAAGGGCGUGCACCUCCUCUACGAUGGCAAGCCUUACUUGCUAAAGCCGGAGGCAGAGGAGAUUGCAGGCUUUUACGCCAUGAUGCUCACGCGAGACUACGUGCACAAGGAUAUUUUCAACGAAAACUUUAUGCAUGACUGGCGAGCCAACAUGACCCCCCAGGAGCGCAAGGAUCUGACGGACAUUAAAAAGUGUGACUUCUCCCUCAUCCACAGUCACUAUCAGCAACGCGCCGAAGCACGCAAAGCAGCCAGCAAGGAGGAGAAGGAAAAGCGCAAAGAAGCCGAAGCUAAACUGAAGGAAGAGUAUGGCUUUGCUCUUAUGGAUGGUCGCAAGGUCACCAUUGGCAACUUUCGCAUUGAACCCCCAGGUCUGUUCCAAGGGCGCGGUGAGCACCCCAAGAUGGGCAAGCUGAAGCUACGUGUGAUGCCUGAAGAUGUCAUCAUCAACGUGGGUCCCAAGGACAAGGUGCCAGAGCCGCCUGCUGGUCACAAAUGGAAGGAGGUCAAGCACGACAACACCGUCACUUGGUUGGCCGGCUGGAAGGAAAACAUUCAAGAUCAAAACAAGUAUAUCAUGUUGAGCGCCGAUACACACAUCAAGGGUCGCAACGACUGGAAAAAGUAUGAAACCGCGCGCAAGCUCAAGGAGCACGUGGACAAGAUUCGCCGCGACUACACCCGUGACUUGAAAAGCAAGCUCAUGUUUGAGCGUCAGCGUGCCACGGCGCUGUAUUUUAUCGACAAGCUCGCCCUUCGUGCCGGUGGCGAAAAAGAUGCCGAGGAACAGGCUGAUACUGUGGGUUGCUGCAGCCUGCGCGUCGAGCACUUGGAGCUUUUGCCCGGGGAUGAGCUCGUGUUUGACUUUCUGGGUAAGGAUUCCAUCCGUUAUCAGAACCAGGUCAAGGUCGACCAUCAAGUCUGGAAGAACGUGGGCCAUUUCAAGAAGAGCAAGGAGCCCGGGGAUGAGCUCUUUGACCGCCUUCGUACACAACAACUCAACGAGUAUCUGCAGUCACUUAUGGACGGCCUCACGGCCAAGGUCUUUCGUACUUACAAUGCCUCAAUCACGCUACAAGACCAACUCAAGUCAACGCCGGCCGGUGGGACAGUCGAGGAGAAGCUACUUGCUUACCAACGUGCCAACCGCGCCGUGGCUAUUCUUUGCAACCAUCAACGUGCCGCGCCCAAGACGCACGAUGAGCAGAUGGAGCGUUUGGAUGAGGCAUUGGUCAAGAUUCAGAAGGAGCUGGACAGCACCAUCAAGGAGCGCAAAAAGCUCAAGAAGGACCUGCGUGCGCAAGGGUCAGACGUGAGCAAAACUGAUCUCAACCGAUUGGACGUGCUCAAGCGCAAGGUGGAUCGCCUGGAAGAGCGCUUGCACAAGAAGCAAAUUGCCAAGGUGGAUAAGGAGGAGAACAAAUGCAUCGCUUUGAGUACCUCCAAGCUCAACUAUCUGGACCCUCGCAUUUCUGUCGCUUGGUGCAAAACGCACGACGUGCCUGUUGACAAGGCCAAGCGAAGCAAGGCCACGGCUCAGUCGCCAGCCAAGAGUCCCAAGAAGGUCGAGGAGCAGGCCGAGGAGCAGGUCGUGGAGAAGCCGCUGGUUGAAGACAAGACGCAAGCCGAGGAGGAGCCACAGGUCGAGAGCGUGGAGACAACUGAGGGUGCUCCAGUAGUCAAGCGACACAAAAUCAUGGUGCUGGACGCCCUCACCAAUGAGCAAGCGCAAGGUCGAGGCCGACCCAAGUCUGGCCGGAUCUGGAAGGCUGUCAAAUCCGAACGGUUCUCAGCCAACCACAAGUCCAUAUCAGGGACGGCGUGGGCCAAGAAAGCAGCUGAGCGCCAAAAGCAAAAGCUUCUCGAUGCGCAAGAGAAAGAGAUGAAGGAGGAGACCAAGCGCCAGCAACAGGAGCGAGGCGCGCGCUUGAAGGCAAAACGCGAGCAAAAGGAAGCCAAUCGCUUGAAGAACAUGCGAUUGCAACAGGGCGGCCAGGGUCCGGUUUCAGCAGCAAAGCUGCGACGCAUGAGCAAGAAGCAACAUCGUGCGGCUCAAAAGAAGCAAUGAACACAUUCGGCACCAGCAAGAUAAACCGGGCGGAUUUGAUGAAAGGGAAUAUGUGCCCCUGGCGUUAGGGCUGACAAUUUGUGUGCUUUUUACCUUUGCUCGGUUUGUUUUUUCGGUUUGUUUUCUGUGGCCCGCCAAACUGUUUUUUUUUUGGUCGUGAUUGUACACAAGCCAUGCUUGCAUCCAGAUGCCAGCGCAUCUGAUCUUUGUUUCGUUUUUAUCGCCUGACAAAAUUCGAGAAACUGGUUGACACCGGUAUUCCUUAGCGCCUCCGUUUUUCGGCCCCGCGUGCUCGCCCGUGAUAUUUUGUGUGAUUUUCACCACAGCCCCACCUGGCUGUGUGUGCGGGUGUGUGUUGAGUGUAGAAUUUGUGAAUGAGUGUGAUAGUGAUCUGGCCGAGAACACAAUGGCAGCAAAACUU
Molecule: messenger RNA, 8149 nt
Organism: Monosiga brevicollis MX1
Lineage: Eukaryota; Choanoflagellata; Craspedida; Salpingoecidae
Exons: 25
Coding region: 1-7728 (2575 amino acids)
Biological process (GO): chromosome segregation; DNA replication; DNA topological change
Cellular component (GO): chromosome; nucleolus
Molecular function (GO): DNA topoisomerase type I (single strand cut, ATP-independent) activity; protein binding; DNA binding
Source: RefSeq, a predicted model, not a curated record